UUCUCCUACUAUGGAAUGCGAGCUGUGCUCGUCCUCUACUUCAGAUACUUUCUCCAAUGGGACGAUAAUACUGCUACCUCUAUCUAUCACACUUUUGUCGCCUUGUGUUACCUAACCCCAAUCCUUGGAGCUGUUGUCGCUGACUCAUGGCUUGGGAAGUUUAAAACCAUCAUCUACCUGUCCAUUGUCUACACAUUGGGCCAGGUGAUCAUGGCUAUCAGUACCAUUCAUGAUUUGACAGACACCGACAGGGAUGGAACCCCCAACAACUUAACUGUGCAUAUUGCCCUGUCAAUGAUUGGUCUGAUCCUGAUUGCUCUGGGUACUGGGGGAAUUAAACCUUGUGUGGCUGCCUUUGGUGGAGAUCAGUUUGAGGACCACCAGGAAAAACAAAGAAGCACCUUCUUUUCCAUCUUUUACCUGUCCAUUAAUGCUGGGAGCCUUCUCUCCACUUUAAUCACCCCAAUCCUCAGAGGACAAGAGUGUGGCAUCCACUCACAACAAAAAUGCUACCCACUGGCCUUUGGAGUUCCAGCCGCAUUGAUGGUUGUUGCUCUGAUUGUGUUCAUUGCUGGAAGUAGCAUGUACCAGAAGGUAUCCCCUCAGGGCAACAUACUGCUUGAGGUUUGCAAAUGCAUUGGGUUUGCCCUGAAUAACAGAUUUAAACACAGAAGCAAACAGUACCCAAAGAGACAACAUUGGAUGGACUGGGCCUCUGAGAAGUAUGAUAAACGUCUUGUUGCUCAAAUCAAAAUGGUCUUGAAAGUCCUGUUCCUGUAUUUACCACUCCCUAUGUUCUGGACACUCUUUGAUCAGCAGGGUUCAAGAUGGACUUUCCAAGCCACCACUAUGGAUGGACAUUUUGGCUCUAUACAGAUUCAGCCAGAUCAAAUGCAGAUUGUAAACCCCAUCCUGAUUGUCAUAUUGGUACCUAUUGUAGACAGACUUGUAUAUCCAUUGAUUAAGAAGUGCAAGCUGAACUUCACACCAUUGAGAAAAAUGACAUUCGGGAUGCUGCUUGCUGCUUUGGCUUUUGUAGUAGCUGCUGUGCUUCAAAUCCAAAUUGAUAAAACUCUGCCCAAAUUCCCAUCAGCCGGUACAAGUCAAUUGAAAAUCAUCAAUUUAGGUGAUGCUACUGUUGAUGUGAACAUAGUGGGAGACAAUUUUUCAGCAGACUCUUUUAAGCUUAAGGAUACUAACGAAAAGCCAGUACAAGGGAAUAACGCCAUCAGAUUUGUAAAUGCCCUGGAGAACAUAACAGUUCUAAUCAAGGCAGGGACCAAAGAACCUGGACAUGUUCUGCCUUUCACAAGUUCAGAUUACGUGCUACUGCCAGAAGGAGUGAGUGAAUUUGUCUUCAGUUACAAUGACACAUUAGUAAGAACCUGCACAGUUUCAAAAUCUUUUGGAUUUGGCAGCUCCUACACUGUUGUCAUACAGAAUUUAAAUGUAAGAAUAGCCAAACUUACAUACAUUGAAGACAUCCAACCCAACACAAUUCACAUGGCCUGGCAGAUUCCGCAGUACUUCCUGAUGACAUGUGGUGAAGUGGUCUUCUCCGUCACUGGGCUGGAGUUUUCAUACUCACAGGCACCUUCCAAUAUGAAAUCGGUUCUCCAGGCUGGCUGGCUGUUGACAGUAGCUGUUGGUAACAUCAUUGUGCUGAUCGUGGCCGGAGUGGGACAGCUCCCUGAUCAGUGGGCUGAGUAUAUAUUGUUUGCUGCAUUGCUGGUUGCGGUUUCCAUCAUUUUUUCAAUCAUGGCCUAUUUCUACACCUACGUGGACCCAGCAGAGAUUGAAGCUCAGUUUGAUGAAGAGGAGAAAAAGAAGGAUGUUCACGAAAUGAGUCGGAAAAUUGUAAACCUAACCAAGGAAAAAGCCAGCGUUCUCUGCGUAAAAACAUAUUAA
Messenger RNA from Polyodon spathula (Mississippi paddlefish), 1908 nucleotides. Its product is annotated as solute carrier family 15 member 1-like. The coding region runs from base 16 to 1908 and encodes 630 amino acids. Gene Ontology annotation, cellular component: membrane. The record is from RefSeq and is a predicted model, not a curated record. Gene Ontology annotation, molecular function: dipeptide transmembrane transporter activity. The transcript has 21 exons. Lineage: Eukaryota; Metazoa; Chordata; Actinopteri; Acipenseriformes; Polyodontidae. Gene Ontology annotation, biological process: oligopeptide transport; transmembrane transport.